This is a messenger RNA of Artibeus jamaicensis (Jamaican fruit-eating bat), 8341 nucleotides long. It is a transcript of the gene ATP8A1, whose product is annotated as ATPase phospholipid transporting 8A1. The record is from RefSeq and is a predicted model, not a curated record. Gene Ontology annotation, biological process: phospholipid translocation. The coding region runs from base 317 to 3766 and encodes 1149 amino acids. Lineage: Eukaryota; Metazoa; Chordata; Mammalia; Chiroptera; Phyllostomidae. Gene Ontology annotation, cellular component: plasma membrane. The transcript has 36 exons. Gene Ontology annotation, molecular function: ATP binding; magnesium ion binding; ATP hydrolysis activity.
UGCCGCCGGAGCGAAUGACUGCUCGCCCCGCGACCCCUCCCUGGCGCCGGAGCCCCAGCUCCGCCCCUCGCCGAGCCGCCCGCUCCGAGUCUGCAGGGAGAGCUCGCCCAGCUCUGCGGACGCCGCCACCCUCGUCGCCUCUUCCUCCUGUCGCCCGCUUGCGGGGACUGCGCCCCGCGGCCUCGCUGUCCUGGGAGGGCGGCCGGGUCCGCGCGGCAGCUGAGCGCUCGGUGCGGCGCAGCCAGGUCUCCCCCCUGCGCGGAGUAGUGACAGGUGCAGAGUCUGGACUGAAGAUCCACCUGCAGCCUUCGCCGCGAUGUCCACCAUGCGCAGGACCGUGUCGGAGAUCCGCUCCCGCGCGGAGGGAUAUGAGAAGACUGAUGAUGUUUCAGAGAAGACCUCACUGGCAGACCAGGAAGAAAUACGGACUAUAUUCAUCAACCAGCCCCAGCUGACGAAAUUCUGCAACAACCAUGUCAGCACUGCAAAGUACAACAUAAUCACCUUCCUCCCACGAUUUCUCUACUCUCAGUUCAGAAGAGCCGCCAAUUCAUUUUUCCUCUUUAUUGCACUGCUUCAGCAAAUACCUGAUGUAUCGCCAACUGGUCGCUACACGACACUGGUUCCUCUCUUAUUUAUUUUAGCUGUGGCAGCUAUCAAAGAGAUAAUAGAAGACAUUAAACGACAUAAAGCUGAUAAUGCAGUGAACAAGAAACAGACACAAGUGUUGAGAAAUGGUGCUUGGGAAAUUGUGCACUGGGAAAAGGUAAAUGUUGGAGAUAUAGUUAUAAUAAAAGGCAAAGAGUAUAUACCUGCUGACACUGUACUUCUCUCAUCAAGUGAGCCCCAGGCCAUGUGCUACAUUGAAACAUCCAACUUAGAUGGUGAAACAAACCUGAAAAUCAGACAGGGCUUACCAGUAACGUCGGAUAUAAAAGACAUUGACAGUUUGAUGAGAAUUUCUGGCAGAGUCGAGUGUGAAAGUCCAAACAGGCAUCUCUACGAUUUUGUUGGAAACAUACGGCUUGAUGGACAUGGCACUGUUCCCCUGGGCGCAGAUCAGAUUCUUCUUCGAGGUGCUCAGCUGAGAAAUACACAGUGGGUGAUUGGGAUCGUUGUCUACACUGGGCACGACACCAAGCUGAUGCAGAAUUCAACAAGUCCACCACUUAAACUCUCAAAUGUGGAACGAAUUACAAAUGUGCAGAUUUUGAUUUUAUUUUGUAUCUUAAUUGCCAUGUCCCUUAUCUGUUCUGUGGGCUCAGCCAUUUGGAAUCGAAGGCAUUCUGGGAAGGACUGGUACCUCAAUCUAAAUUAUGGUGGCGCUAAUAAUUUUGGGCUGAAUUUCUUGACCUUCAUCAUCCUUUUCAAUAAUCUCAUUCCUAUCAGCUUGUUGGUUACACUGGAAGUGGUGAAAUUUACUCAGGCAUACUUCAUAAAUUGGGAUCUCGACAUGCACUAUGAACCCACAGACACUGCUGCUAUGGCUCGAACAUCUAACCUGAAUGAGGAGCUUGGCCAGGUAAAAUACAUAUUUUCUGACAAAACGGGUACUCUGACGUGCAAUGUAAUGCAGUUUAAGAAGUGCACCAUAGCUGGAGUUGCUUAUGGGCAGAGCUCACAGUUUGGAGAUGAAAAAACAUUUAGUGAUUCAUCACUGCUGGAAAAUCUCCAAAAUAAUCAUCCAACCGCACCUGUCAUAUGUGAAUUUCUGACAAUGAUGGCAAUCUGUCACACGGCGGUACCAGAGCGAGAAGGCGAUAAGAUUAUUUAUCAAGCAGCGUCUCCAGAUGAGGGAGCCUUGGUCAGAGCAGCCAAGCAAUUGAAUUUUGUUUUCAGUGGACGGACACCUGACUCGGUGAUUAUAGAUUCACUGGGGCAAGAGGAAAGAUACGAGUUGCUCAGCGUCCUGGAGUUCACCAGCGCCAGGAAGAGAAUGUCGGUGAUCGUCCGCACUCCAUCCGGGAAGUUACGACUUUACUGCAAAGGGGCUGACACUGUCAUUUACGAUCGACUGGCAGAGACCUCAAAAUACAAAGAAAUCACCCUAAAACAUCUAGAGCAGUUUGCUACAGAAGGAUUAAGAACUUUGUGUUUUGCUGUGGCCGAGAUCUCAGAGAGCGACUUUCAGGAGUGGCGAGCGGUCUAUCAGCGCGCAUCGACGUCUGUGCAGAACAGGCAGCUCAAACUGGAGGAGAGUUACGAGUUAAUUGAAAAGAAUCUUCAGCUACUGGGAGCCACAGCCAUUGAGGAUAAAUUACAAGAUCAAGUGCCUGAAACCAUAGAGACUCUCAUGAAAGCAGACAUCAAAAUCUGGAUCCUUACAGGGGACAAGCAAGAAACUGCCAUUAACAUCGGACACUCCUGCAAACUUCUGAGAAAGAACAUGGGAAUGAUUGUUAUAAAUGAAGGCUCGCUUGAUGGAACGAGGGAGACUCUCAGUCGCCACUGCGUUACCCUCGGCGAUGCUCUCCGGAAAGAGAAUGACUUCGCUCUUAUAAUUGAUGGGAAGACCCUCAAGUACGCCCUGACUUUUGGGGUGCGGCACUAUUUCCUGGACUUGGCUUUGUCCUGCAAAGCUGUUAUUUGCUGCAGGGUUUCUCCUCUUCAAAAAUCUGAAGUCGUUGAGAUGGUCAAGAAGCAAGUCAAAGUCAUAACCCUUGCAAUCGGCGAUGGAGCCAACGAUGUGAGCAUGAUACAGACAGCACACGUCGGGGUCGGCAUCAGUGGUAACGAAGGCCUCCAGGCAGCCAAUUCUUCCGAUUACUCCAUAGCUCAGUUCAAGUAUUUGAAGAAUUUAUUGAUGGUUCAUGGUGCCUGGAACUACAACAGAGUCUCCAAGUGCAUUUUGUACUGCUUCUACAAGAAUAUAGUCCUCUACAUCAUCGAGAUCUGGUUUGCCUUCGUUAAUGGCUUUUCGGGACAGAUCCUCUUUGAGAGAUGGUGUAUAGGUCUUUAUAAUGUGAUGUUCACCGCAAUGCCUCCCUUAACUCUCGGAAUCUUUGAGAGAUCGUGCAGAAAAGAGAAUAUGCUGAAGUAUCCUGAAUUGUACAAAACAUCUCAGAACGCCCUGGACUUCAACACCAAGGUUUUCUGGGUUCAUUGUUUAAAUGGCCUCUUCCACUCAGUUAUUCUGUUUUGGUUUCCACUAAAAGCCCUUCAGUAUGGUACUGUGUUCGGAAAUGGGAAGACCUCGGACUACCUGCUGUUGGGGAACUUUGUUUACACUUUUGUGGUGAUAACUGUGUGUUUGAAAGCUGGAUUGGAAACAUCCUAUUGGACAUGGUUCAGCCACAUAGCAAUCUGGGGCAGCAUCGCACUCUGGGUGGUGUUUUUUGGAAUCUACUCAUCUCUGUGGCCUGCUGUUCCGAUGGCACCUGACAUGUCAGGAGAGGCAGCCAUGCUGUUCAGCUCCGGGGUCUUCUGGACGGGUCUGCUCUUCAUCCCUGCGGCCUCCCUGCUGCUCGACGUGGCCUACAAGGUUAUCAAGAGGACUGCAUUUAAAACGUUAGUAGAUGAAGUUCAGGAGCUAGAGGCGAAAUCACAAGACCCCGGAGCAGUCGUGCUUGGAAAAAGCCUCACUGAGAGGGCACAGCUGCUCAAGAACGUCUUUAAGAAGAACCACGUAAAUCUGUACCGGUCUGAGUCACUGCAACAAAACCUGCUCCACGGGUAUGCUUUCUCUCAAGAUGAAAAUGGAAUCGUCUCACAGUCAGAAGUGAUUAGGGCCUAUGAUACCACAAAGCAGAGACCUGAUGAAUGGUGAUGGGGAGGGGCCGCCCAGCAGGCGCUGCUGUGUCUACGGAGAGCCGCCUCCGCCGGAAUCUGCCGACCAAUUCCAGCCUGGUCCAAGGAGGUGAAAGGUGGAUCUGAGCUCCUGUCCUUGACUGACGUUCAGAUACAUGUGUAUUAUUGACAUAAGCACUGUGCAACUCUACUGUAACACCAUCUCUUUCAGAUUUUUUGAAGUUUUUGCUAAGUCUUUGUAAACAGUAAUUGGAAAUGACCUUGUAUCUUGCCAGAGUGCUUUCUUAAACUGCAAAUAGGUCAGUAUUCUUAAGCUGUUACUCUGGGGCUGUAACUAUCCAUUUAGUGGAUAUACCACAAGAUGACCAACCAUUAAAAAACUCUAAAAUGGGAAUAAGUGAAUGGGACUCUUGAUAUCCAGACUUAGAUUUCAGAAUAUGCUGACAAAAAAGAAAACCAGCAUUCUUAAGGAACUGACUCAACUUACUGAGAAAAAUUUCUAAACAAGACAUGAAUAAGUGUUUGUGUCAAAAAUUAUCUCGAUAAAUGUUUGCCAAAGAAGUUUAAUACAUGUAUUUUUCAUUCAGUAGUCAUUUGCCCAGAACUUUGAGAGAAAGUUUACCUCCAAUUCUGCUAUGAGAUCUGCAUGCUUGACUUUUCAAAUAUAAGAGUGAUUUGCAAACAAAAAAAUGAGUAUUUCAAGGCAUUUGCUACUAAAAUCUGUGAUGUUGCACCUUUGGCCUUACAAAUGCUUCUCUCUUGUUUGUUGUCUUUAUUUGUUAAGUUAGAGGACACACGUGGUGAUGUGAUUCUGCAUUAUGAUACUGAUUUUUAAAACCGUAUGUCUCAGUCAUUUCUAAUGAGGUUUCAUCGUCACUUAGAUUUUUCUAAAAAUUGGCUUCUGCUGUAGAUUGAGUAAUGUCAUUUUGUCUUAAAGUUUUCUCUCUUAAGCAAAAUAUGCUUACAUAUUCAUGUGGUAUUUCUAAUGCUCCUGUCGAGAUGUUUGAAGCAUCAUGUCGGGCAAAUGCAUGGGCUUCUGUACUGUGUUUCGAUUCUCCCUGUUCGUUCCCACUAGAGACGUCUGCUGUCUUAUGUAGCCCUGUGUUAGGCUGACCGCCCUCUACUUACGACCGAGAAUUACUGCACAGUUCACUUGUUGAGCAGCUGCCAAAAUCAGUCACAUACUGCUGAUUGGGACAAAUAAAUAGUACAUUUUCCCCAUUUAAAAAUACCUAUUGUAUUCAGAAAGCCUAUGACUUUACAGUCAAAGAACACUUUUCAUCGUGACUUGGUUCCAUUAAUAUGCUUUAAAAUGUAUUUUCAGUUUGAUUAUUUCCUGCAUUUUCAAGACAUCUAAAAAUGCCUGUUUUGCUACCAACAAAUGGUGAAGGGGCUGUUUUGAAACCACAACCGGUUUUCUACACUAUUUUUAAAACAAUGCUUUCAUUUAGGAAAAAAUAAAAAAGGAAUACUAGUUUUCAGGUACACUUCAGAGAUUGAAGCAAACUUUUUGCCUUUUACUCAAAAGCCUGUUUGCCUUUAAAGUGGACUUACCAGCAAAAUGGGUAGAAGUUCCUCUUUCAAAUAAAGUCAACUAGAAUUGAGAGGUGAUUUUUUCCAAAUCACUCCUUGAGGUUAAUAAUUUCACAUUCUCUUUGCCCUUUUUCUCAAUCUAGAUCUAACAUGAGGCUGUACAUCAUUUCCUUCUCAGUGUUUUUAGCUAUUUGGUUACAAGCACGCCUCCCACAUUUUCUACAAACAAGAGAGGUUAUAACACAUACAUAAUUCUAAUCUAAAAGGGGCAAGGAGUUGACAUACUUCAUUCCUCACACCCUUGCCUUUUGGGGUUCAGAUUAAGAGAAUCGUGAAUCAAAACAUCUCACAAGACCACAGGUAUAAGCUUGUCUUCAAAAUUCCAAAGUCACAGACUUGAACGGUCUACCGAAUGCAUAUUCGGAGUGGCUUUUCUGGGCCUCCCAGCAGUGAUGGUUGCAGUUCAACCACACAAACUAAACAACAAGAAUGACGUGCCUCCCUCCAGAGAAAGCCGAAUGGCAGAUACAGACAACACUCGCCCUCACCCCACCAGGGGCAUCGUCUCCAAAACUUUAAUAGCAAAAUAGGAUGACUGCAAUACAAUGGAAUUUUAUGACUUAAGAAAACUGAAAGUUUCAUGUUAUCUCGAAACAUGGAUUGUUUCUAUGGCGCUCUUCAACGUAAGCAGAAUGCUCAUGGUUAAUAAUGUAUAGACACAUGAUUGGACAUAUGACUGAUUUAUGUGGGGGCUUUUUGCCCCAUGGCUCUCUACUUGAAUGAUCAAUAUUACGUCAAUUUCUUCCCUUCUUUGGUGGGAGUGGGGGAUGGACAUCAGGGAGUGAUCUCCUUGGUAAAACUUACAGAUUGCAAGGCAGUGACUUUAUAGUGUUAAACUAGAGAAAACCCUCUGAUUUUUCCACCUUCCCAAGGAGAAAAAAAAAUGAAACGCAAUCUUAGCAGGAUUCCAAUAAAUAGCUGAAGUGACUUUCCAUGAGUAUUUUCUGAAAUAAAGGACAUGUACUCUUCAAUUAAUGGUAAUGCUAACACCAUUGCUUCAUAAUGUUUACAAUUCAGAAAAUACCACUUACAGCAGAAAAUCCUCAUUUGUUUUGCAUGGAAAAGCUGGGAGUUGCUUCACUGAUAUUGAAUAGGACACAGUGACAUUGCGCCUGAACUUUCUAAAUGUUUUAUAUAACACAUAAAAAUAUAUUGGUGUUUCACACCCAGAAAGAUGCUAUAUGGUAGAAAUGAUUAGCAGGAAAAUGGUGUUUCUCAGGAAUGUAGUAAAUCUGAAAUGAUGAAUGUGCUGCCCACCCUCCCGUGCCCCGCUCUGUCUGAUGUGAGCCUGCUACGGCAGUGUUUCGAAGCUAACGGAAGACUUUUUCUAAUCAAGUCAGGUGAAUGUGUGCUCACCUCCAUAAUAUCAGCCAUUUACAUAAAUUGUAUGGUCAUUAAAUGGAAUCAAUAAUUCCUCUAAAUUUCCAGAGGGGGGAAAUAAAUGCAAGAAAUCAGCAUUUAUUCUGAUUGUUACAUUUUAUCUUUUAAUUUUGCAAUUCAGCCUUCUAAAUGUCCAAGAUGAGAGUCACAUGAUGGGGGCGGAGCAUGGUGCCCGCUGUCCCUCACCUGUAGUCUGUCAUCUCAGACGUUCUUUCAGGAAAGGAAUGCUAGUUAGAAAGUCAUAGAUUGUAUGUUUGUAGUUUUCAAAUUAUCUAUAACAAUGUCAUUAUUACAGACCUGAAUAAUCGCUAGUGUUUAUUUUUGUGCAGAUGACCUUUGUCAGUUCCCAGUUUUAAAGCAUAUUAUCAAAUAAGUCUAUACUCUCAUAAUCAUCUACAAAAUUUAUUGAGAAAAGGCCCACCCCAUUCAGUCAUACAGGCCAAGUCUGUGAAUCCCUUCUGCCAAUUAUUUAAUGUAACAUCAUGCAGUUGGUUACCUAAGUAAUGCUUUUGAAUGAUGAAUAUUUCCAUAAUGCCUCUUAAAGAGACCAUAGUCUGAUCGUUCUCAUGUUAAAAUGACUGCAGUCACUUGUGAAACUCAGUUAUACUUUGCUGCAUUUUAAUUAACCUUCAACAGCUAUUAAAAUGGAAUGUAAGUUAAAUUUUGAAGGAAAGGAAAUAAAUGUUUUCCAUUUUCCAUCUCGAUUCAUUUUCUGUAAGAGAGCAGCUGUGUUUUUGAUAGGCUUGUGGUUUGCAUGAAUUCAUAUUUAAAGUGGUCCAGACCAACGCAUGGCUAUUGCUGUAAAUCUUGGUGUUUAUUUUGCCUUUUGAAAUUCUAUCAUGGCUUACCUGAAGUUUAAUAUUCAGUGGGCAAAUUAACUGGUCCUCCGCACAACUUUUGUUUAAUAAGUAAAUUAUGUUACAAACAAAUCUGAACAAAUUUAAUUGAAACUUUUGUUUAGCUUACCUCUGAGAAUUUUUCUCAAUAAAACUCACAGAACUUCUCAGCAAAUAAAUCUCCCUUAAGUAGGAAAAAAGCUAGAUUUCAUACCUGCUUACUUUGAAUUAACAGCAACUUUCCAUAGGUAAAUCUCCUCGUACAAAGAUGUGAGCGAAAUAUUAAAGAAGUAAAUAUUUUUACAUUUCAUGGUUCUAGAAUAGAAGCCAUAAAUGCAGUAAAUACUGUUGGUUGGUUGUUUUAUUACUUGAAGCUUCCUUUUUCACAUUUUCAAGACUAUUAGGUUAUUUUUUAAGCAGCCUUGGAAGGCAGCUAUUGUACUGUGGGAAACUGCAGUUUGCAUUAAAGAUAAACUAGUAUUUUCAGCUCCAUGAAAAACCAUUCCUGCUGAAACUGCUGUAGAAAUUGUGAAGCUGCAUGAGUGAAGAGUGUUGAAUCUGUGACUGUAGUAGUUUCCUCAGGUCUGUUUAUCUCGAUGUUCAAUGCACUGUGUUUUGUAAAUAGUGAUUACUGUUCAUUAAUACCGAACUCGGUGCACCAUUGUGUGUCAUUGGCCUUCUGUGAAUGUGCAUGUUUUAAACUGCAAAUUUUAAACCUUUUGUCCUCUAAUUGUUAUUUAAAAUGAAAUAAACUUUACCAUUACAUAAAGAAAACUGUUAGUUUU